Molecule: messenger RNA, 2205 nt
Organism: Labrus bergylta (ballan wrasse)
Lineage: Eukaryota; Metazoa; Chordata; Actinopteri; Labriformes; Labridae
Gene: fastkd3
Product: FAST kinase domains 3
Biological process (GO): regulation of mitochondrial mRNA stability; mitochondrial RNA processing
Cellular component (GO): mitochondrial matrix; ribonucleoprotein granule
Molecular function (GO): RNA binding
Source: RefSeq, a predicted model, not a curated record
CGUCAAGAUCCGUCAGGGGGCCACGUUUAGGACGGCACCUCCUCUGACAGCGGUGAAUCUGUGACUGUUUUCUGUUAUCGGAAAGCCCAGCUUCCUGGUGCGGGGUCAUGGCUCUGAAGCUGAUCCAGAGGUUUCCGGUGCUCGGGCAGUUCGGGUUUCAGCGUUACCCCCUUGUUGGAGCUGUCUGCCCCUCCAGGCUCCAGGGCUCCAGCAGGGUGGGUCGGCCCGAAUGCGUGGCCUGCUUAUUCACCUCAGCGGGCGGCUGCAUCCGGACACAGGGCUGCCGCAAGCUCCAGGAGGACUGCGGGAGAAGGAGCCUGACCACCACCAUCAUCAGGGAGCCGUCCUUCGUCGCUUCUAGCUCCGUUGGAAUCCACAGAGACUCGGGGCCUCGCUUCCGUCUGACUCAGCUCCACAGACCCGCGGAUGCGGAGGAGGAGUCUUUUCAGAACCGCCUGGCGACCUGCUCCUCAUCCCGGCAGGUGUUCUCACUGCUGCGCUCAGUGGAGCUCAUGUCUGACACCAUGGCUGCAGCAGCACUUCACCGUGUUGCGGACCUGGAGCAGCUUGGAAACUCACUUAAGGAUCCUUCGGUGCUAGAAAAUGACACAAUCAGAGCUCUGUGCUUCCAGUUGGAGCAGGACUCCCGGUGGCUGACUGAUGCAGGGGUGGUGUCGGCUCUCUGGGCUUGCACGCGCCUCUUCUUGGAUCCUUGGAGCACGCUGAUGGUGCGACUGGUGUCAGAGAGCCAGGAGAGGUUAGACAGAGGGGAGAUGAGUGUAGGGCAGCUGUGCACUCUAGGUCGGGCGAUGCUGGCUAUGAAGGGGCCUGGCUGUGUGAUGCUGCGGCAGGUGAUGGCGCAAAUCCAGAAGGAGAAACCUUCCCAGUGGAACAUAGCCGAUCUCGUCGCCGUUUAUAGACUUUUGCAAGGUGGUGUGGCUGAAAAUGGAAAAUACAGGGACUUGCUGAAUGCCAUGCACGUGCACGCCGUGACAGUCUACUCCCACAUGGAUCCAGCUGCUGUCAGCGGGCUGCUCAGCGCUCUCGUGACCCUGAAUCAGACACAGGCCAUUCCUCUCAUGAUCAAUCUUUACAAACAGGCCGUUCUGCAUGUACCUCACUUCAGUGAUGAGGAGCUCACUGUUGUCCUUGGUGCACUCAUGCACUUUGGUCACAAUGAUCAUUUCUUCGUUGAGGCGAUGGAGAGGCGUGUACCCUCAAUUGUCUUCACCUCCCACCCCGAGACGGUUACCAAAGUGAGCGAGUUCUUUGGCCGGAGGAAUAUUCUCUCCCCGAUUGUGAUGGACGCAAUUGCGGAGAGUUUUGUCUACCGGGCGGACGACUACAGCACCAGACAGGUGGCGACGCAGAUCGUGGCUCUGGGAAAGCUCGGCUACCUCCCGCCAAACGCCGGCGAUGUAUUCAGGAAAGUGGAGAACAUCCUGCACUCACGCUUUUCACACUUCCAGCCUCGAACGCUGCUCAACCUGCUGCACUCCUGCACCCUGGUGGAGAGGUUCCCUGUGAACUUUGUGGCCAAGGUUUUCAGCAGCUACUUCCUCCAGCAACUGCAAGAUCAGGGCACAGGAAUGGACCAAGUCGUCCUGGCACAGCUGACCCAGCUCUACAUAACCCUGAAGCUGGAGUGUCCUUUCUAUGAGGGUCCCAGACUCCUCCCAAAGUACCGUGUGAAGUCCUUCAGGUCUGCACACUCUCUGGAGACGCUGGUCGACAUGCAUCUGUACAACGCUGUAAGAAAGAGACUUGUGGAUUUGCUCGGGGAUCGUGUAUACUUUGGAUCCAAAGUUCUGACACCGUACUGCUACACACUCGACGUGGAGAUAAAACUGGACAAAGAGGGAUAUGUGCUGCCUGCCAGGCAAAGUGAGGAUGUAUACAAAAGGAUUGCGCUUUGUAUUGAUGGACACAAGAGAUUCACUACCAACAAGAGACAACUACUUGGAAAAGAGGCCAUUAAGCAGCGACAUCUGAGGCUUCUGGGAUAUGAAGUUGUCCAGAUUCCCUACUAUGAAUUUGAUGCGCUGCAAAGCAAGAGCAGCGCAGUGGAUUAUCUGCAUCAGAAAAUCUUCCCUCACACUUACAGGCUGAGCUGGUGAUGAUGAAAAUGAAUGUGCCACCUUUCUUCUGCUGAGCCAUUUCUCAUCUGAAGAAAUCUUAUUUAUUUUUCUAGUAACAGGUGAUACU